Messenger RNA from Hypoxylon trugodes, 1621 nucleotides. Its product is annotated as DNA replication/checkpoint protein. NCBI's taxonomy places the organism in Eukaryota, Fungi, Ascomycota, Sordariomycetes, Xylariales, Hypoxylaceae. The transcript has 2 exons. The record is from RefSeq and is a predicted model, not a curated record. Gene Ontology annotation, molecular function: single-stranded DNA binding; DNA replication origin binding. The coding region runs from base 119 to 1531 and encodes 470 amino acids. Gene Ontology annotation, biological process: mitotic DNA replication preinitiation complex assembly; double-strand break repair via break-induced replication; DNA replication initiation. Gene Ontology annotation, cellular component: DNA replication preinitiation complex.
AUUAAAAUUCCCAAGUCAUAUGCAAAUACCAUCUGCAUUAAACUUCGACGCCGAACAACUUUCUUCGAUAAUUCAACAUCAACAACCACCCAGACACAUUGGCACUAUCUAGUACAAAAUGGACGCCGAAGAAAGACAACAAUAUGAAGAGACAUCUAAGCAAUUGCGCGCUGAGCUUAAGCGCUUCGAAUCCGACUGGGCACGUCACAAUGACGGUAGAAAACCACGUCGCGAGAACAUUAAAGAAAACCCAGAGAUAGCUGGCAAAUACAAAGAAUACAAUCGGAUUCGAGACAUCCUUGCUGGAAAGCUACCUCCCAAGUCCAAAGACUCCUCGCGCGAUCAUGAUCGGAAGCGCCAGCUGGAGGAAAUCCAAGUGCAGACACCUUCUAAACGCCCCAGGCAAGCCGAGACCCCUAUACACUUACGAGAGCGAAUUAUUCCCCCGGAGAUGUUCGAGACGCCCUCUUCACGCAAACUCUUCAGCCCUCCCAUGCCUACUUCAAUUGGACCCACACCACACAGGGAUGGGCGGGUCCUAGGCCUUUUCGAUUUAUUAUCAGAGAACGAUGAGAACUCGCCUUUGAAGUCGAGACAUACCGAGUCUACGAAAGACAGCAACAUCCAGGCAACCCCUAGCAAGAGGAGCACCGAGGAAGUGGGUGACGGCGAAGACGUAAAACUGGGUAGGACCCCAACAUCUACAACCAAGCGUGGGAAUCUUUUCAUGACACCUUCUAAACGGCGAGAUGGAAAUGCUGCUCUAGGCAGAACUCCAACUUCAGCCAGCAAAUCGCACCUAUCCACACCGUCUUUCCUAAGGAGAGCCCCCCUGGCAACCGUAGAUGAGAACGGGGAUUACAUAUCACCUGCCCCUUUGCGACUGCCACGUAAGCCUCUGGGUCGAAGUUUGAGCAGCGUAGUAGCUAGUUUACGGAAGCUAGAGGAGGAGGCCCUGGACGAUGAUCUUGAAGCCUUGCACGAGAUGGAGGACGAAUCAAACCCUUCAAAACCUGCUGGCCCCGUAAAACCAAAGGAAGAUAUCCUUGAACCAGACAGCCAAGCACAACAACUUCUCGGUGGGUUCGACGACGAGGCUUUCUACGAUAGCGAACCGCAAGACGAAUUGGGCCGUAACGGUCAACCGUUGAGGGUGUACAAGAAGAAGGGUCAAAAACGUACUACACGUCGGGCGAACUUGAAGCCGACUCGGAGCAAACGGCCCCAGGAUGCUACGGAGCAACAGUCGGAACUGGACAUUGAAGGCGAUAGCGUCCCCGAGACGCAGCUCGGCGUUACGAAGGGUGAUAAUGUUUCACAGCUAGAUCUGCUGUCCGGUUCUGACUUAGAGCUUCCCGAAGAGAAGAACCAGAGCAAGAAAGCGAAGAAGGCAGAUAGGACAGAAGGCAAGGCUCACAAAGCGGCAAGGAAAGUCAAUGAAUUGGCCCAUGCCAACUUCAAGAGGCUGAAGUUGAGGAAUAACGGAUCAAAAGGCUCGGGAGCUAAGGGUAGAUUUCGGCGAAGAGGUUAAAAGCCGUAACAUUGUGCCUUAAUAGCCUAUAGUGAUAAACAAUGGUCAUUAUUUUGAUCUACAUGAUAUCGUAAUGCAGUUACCAAUCGG